This is a messenger RNA of Drosophila eugracilis, 946 nucleotides long. RefSeq names its product coiled-coil domain-containing protein 25. Lineage: Eukaryota; Metazoa; Arthropoda; Insecta; Diptera; Drosophilidae. The record is from RefSeq and is a predicted model, not a curated record. Bases 209 to 838 code for a protein of 209 amino acids. The transcript has 2 exons.
ACUCUAAACUCGAGACGGCCCUAAGUCACAUCUCUUUGUAUCGAUUACGUUUUGCUUACCUAUCGACUACCAGCCAGGCACCGGCGUUAAUUGAGGUAGAUCUAACAAAAGAAGCUGAAGCGAAACUUAAAGCAUCGAAAGCGUGAGAAGAAUCAGCUGGCCAACAUUUUAGCUAUUAUUUGUCUUUUGUGUUCUGGAAUUUGGCAAAAUGGUGUUCUAUUUCAAGAGCAAUAUAGUCCAGCCGCCGGCGUUGCUUUAUAUGGGUCGUGAUAAGCACGAGAACGAGGAACUGAUCAGAUGGGGAUGGCCAGAAGACGUGUGGUUUCACGUCCACGAUUUGUCCUCGGCCCAUGUGUACCUGAGACUCCGAAAGGGACAGACCAUCGAUGACAUACCUAGUGAUGUUCUGGUGGACGCCGCCCAGCUCUGCAAGGCCAACAGCAUUCAGGGAAACAAGGUGAACAACCUGGAGGUGGUCUACACCAUGUGGGAGAAUCUUAAGAAAACCCCUGACAUGGAACCCGGCCAGGUUGCCUAUCAUGAUGAAAAGGCGGUCCGUCGCAUCCGCUUGGAAAAGCGUAUCAAUGAGAUUGUUAACCGCUUGAACAAGACCAAGACGGAGGAGGAGCAUCCCGAUUAUAGGGGACUGCGCGAGGCUCGUGAUGCCGCUGAGCGCCAGGACCAGAAAAAGCUACAGAGGGAGCGUCGCGAAAAGGAGAAGGAAGCCGCUAAGCAGCGCGAAUUGGAAGCGGAGCUUCGCAGCUACGCCUCUCUCCAGAAAACCGAAAACAUGCGUACCAACUAUGAUGCGGGCAACGAGUCGGAUGACUUCAUGUAGUCCUUGGGCAGGACCAAGUCCAGAUCCACCUACGCAUUUACCCAGAACUUCUCUCGUUGUCCUCUAUUUUUUUUUAUUAAAUUAUACAAAUCGUUUUGUAAAUUUUCA